AUGACGGAGUUGGACCUUUCCUUCGUCCCCUCCCUCUACACUCCAUCCGCCCUGCUCCCGAUCUCCAGACAUAAAGACAGUCUACUUUAUACCAUCGAAACCCACCAAGUCACUGUGCUGGUUGGUCAAACAGGUAGUGGCAAGACUACUCAGCUUCCUCAAUUUCUAGAGCAAGGCGGCUGGUGCGCCAACGGAAAAUGUAUUGCAGUCACUCAGCCCAGACGAGUGGCUGUCACCACCGUCGCUACUCGUGUUGCCGAGGAAAAGAGGUGCCAGGUCGGUGAAGAGGUUGGAUAUUCAAUCCGAUUCGAAGACGUGACCUCCUCGCGCACCAAGAUCAAGUUCCUUACCGAUGGCAUGCUACUGCGAGAAGCGUUGGUCGAUCCGCUAUUGUCCAGAUAUUCUGUCAUCAUGGUGGAUGAAGCCCAUGAACGAUCUUUAAGCUCCGACAUUCUUUUGGGCCUGCUAAAGAAGAUCAAGAAGCGUCGACCAGAGUUAAGGAUCAUCAUAAGCAGUGCCACUCUGGAAGCCGAGCGAUUCGUAGACUUUUUCAAAGACCAAGAGGGAUCCAGCGACCAAUGUCGAAUCGUCAGCAUCGAAGGUCGGACAUACCCUGUCGAUCUCCUCUAUCUCGAUCAGCCAACGAAUGACUAUGUUAACAAGGCUGUUGAAACCGCUUUCACCAUCCACCAACAAGAAGCUCCAGGGGAUAUCCUAGUCUUCCUGACGGGUAGGGAGGAAAUCGAGAAGGCCAUGCAGAAAUUGUCCGAGCUCGCUUCGACCUUACAUCCCCAGGCUCAAGCACUUCAGCCCCUUCCACUCUAUGCUGGACUCAGUACGGAAGAACAGAUGUACGUCUUUUCCGAGGCGGCCGAAAAUACGCGAAAAGUGAUUCUCAGCACGAACAUCGCCGAGGCGUCCGUCACCAUCUCGGGAAUUGUCUAUGUCAUUGAUUGUGGAUUUGUCAAACUCCGCGCUUUCAAUCCAACAACUAACAUAGACGUGCUUAUUCCUUUCCCUGUGUCCAAAGCUUCCGCCACCCAACGAGCCGGCCGCGCAGGACGAACCAAGCCAGGAAAGUGUUUUCGACUAUACACAGAGCAGUCAUACGAGUCUCUACCUGCCACCACUACCCCUGAGAUCCAACGCUCCAACCUGGCGCCUGUAGUGCUUCAACUAAAGGCCCUGGGGAUCGAUAACGUCGUCCGCUUUGAUUUUCUGUCCCCACCACCUUCUCAGCUCCUGAUCCGCGCUUUCGACCUCCUUUACUCCCUGGGCGCCGUCGACGAAUAUGCAAAACUGACCUCUCCUCUCGGCACACGUAUGGCGGAGCUCUCUAUUCCGCCGAUGAUGGCGAAAUGCCUGCUCACAUCGUCUGAUGCCAAGUUCAACUGCCAGAGCGAGAUGCUCACCAUAGCGGCCAUGACCUCACUUGAGGGCAACGUUUGGUUCCACCACAGCGGUGAGAAGAAUGCAAUGGAUCUAUCAAGGAGGAAGUUUGCAGCCGAGGAAGGUGAUCACCUUACCUUACUCAACGUCUAUCAUGCCUUUGUGAGCAAAGGGAGGAAAGAAGCACGGUGGUGUCAUGAAAAUCAUCUGAAUUUCAAGUCGAUGCAGCGAGCUGUGAGCGUUCGCAACCAACUAAGGCGAUACCUGGAACGUCUGGGCGUCAAGGUCGAAGAAAACCUAUCAAGCUCCAACCCGCCGCAUCUCUCUACAGCGCAACCCACAGAUGCAGACAAGACAGUAAAUAUCCUCAAAUGUCUCGUCACGGGUUACUUCUCGCAAGCAGCAAAGAUGCAACCCGAUGGAAGUUUCCGGUCCGUGUCGGGCAAUGUUACAAUGUACGCUCAUCCGACAAGUCUGCUAUUCAACCGCAAGGCGGAAUACGUGGUCUUCCAUGAAGUCCUAGAGACUGGCGGUAAAGUGUAUAUCAAGGAUUUGAGCAAGGUGGAGAAGGGAUGGCUGGUGGACCUCUCUAGGGGAUACUACAACAUGAAGUCGUGA
Molecule: messenger RNA, 2007 nt
Organism: Capronia coronata CBS 617.96
Lineage: Eukaryota; Fungi; Ascomycota; Eurotiomycetes; Chaetothyriales; Herpotrichiellaceae
Exons: 2
Coding region: 1-2007 (668 amino acids)
Cellular component (GO): intracellular anatomical structure; catalytic step 2 spliceosome
Molecular function (GO): ATP binding; RNA binding
Source: RefSeq, a predicted model, not a curated record